CAAAGAGAAGUUCCUAAUUCUUUUCAGCUCAGCCUCUUGUAUUUUGCCGUCGCCACUGUCUUCCGGUUUUGAUAAACAAAGUUUUUGGGAAGCGAAUCAAACCAAAAAUUCAAGAUGCAGAACGAAGAGGGACAGAACAUGGAUCUUUACAUCCCAAGAAAAUGCUCUGCUACAAACAGGCUUAUCACUUCCAAAGAUCAUGCAUCUGUUCAGAUUAACAUUGGACAUUUGGAUGCUAAUGGUCACUACACUGGUCAAUUCACCACUUUUGCUCUCUGUGGCUUCGUCCGUGCUCAGGGCGAUGCUGACAGUGCUCUCGACAGGCUUUGGCAAAAGAAGAAGGUCGAACUCCGUCAACAAUAAGCGGGGUUGGAGUAUGUUCUUCGUUUUAGUUUAAUCUUAGUUGAAGAAGACAGUGGGACAGCAGUGACUGCGCUCUUCCAUUUUAUCACUGUGACUGUUUUUAGCGAUUUGUCAACCAAGACAAGAUAAUUUCUAGUACUUAUUUGUUUCAUGAUCUUUAAUUUGGUAUUUUAAACUUCGGAAGUUUUGUCUCUUUACUCUCGAGUUGCAAUAUAUUGAAGUGAUUUUUGUUUUUA
Ricinus communis (castor bean) is the source of this 599-nucleotide messenger RNA. RefSeq names its product 40S ribosomal protein S21-2. Bases 115 to 363 code for a protein of 82 amino acids. Gene Ontology annotation, cellular component: cytosolic small ribosomal subunit; ribosome. Gene Ontology annotation, biological process: endonucleolytic cleavage in ITS1 to separate SSU-rRNA from 5.8S rRNA and LSU-rRNA from tricistronic rRNA transcript (SSU-rRNA, 5.8S rRNA, LSU-rRNA); endonucleolytic cleavage to generate mature 3'-end of SSU-rRNA from (SSU-rRNA, 5.8S rRNA, LSU-rRNA); translation. Gene Ontology annotation, molecular function: structural constituent of ribosome. NCBI's taxonomy places the organism in Eukaryota, Viridiplantae, Streptophyta, Magnoliopsida, Malpighiales, Euphorbiaceae. The transcript is spliced from 3 exons. The record is from RefSeq and is a predicted model, not a curated record.